AUGGCGAACCUCAUCUUCGCGCAUUCGAGCGCGCCGAUCCAAACGAUCAGGGAAAUCCAGUUUGGACUCCUGUCUCCGGAGGAAAUCAAGGGAAUGAGCGUUUGCCAUAUCCUUUACCCAGAGACCAUGGACGAAAGCCGCACAAAGCCUCGCGAUGGUGGCCUCAACGAUCCCCUUCUCGGUUCCGUAGACCGACAGUUCAAAUGCAAAACCUGCACAGAAAACAUGACCGAAUGUCCCGGUCACUUCGGCCACAUUGAGCUUGCUCGGCCUGUUUUCCACCCUGGUUUCAUCAGGCGCACAAAGAAGUUGCUCGAGAUGGUCUGCCACAACUGUAGCAAGGUGUUGGCUGAUCGAUCUGAUCCGCAAUAUGCUUCGGCCAUGAAGAUUAGAGACCCGAAAGUCCGGUUCAAGCGAGUUUGGGACAUUUGCAAGAGCAAGAAACGCUGCGAGAACGAGGCCCCCAAACAAGAGGGAGCCGACGGCGAGUUCAACCCGAACGGCGGUCCCGGAGAACGGCCUGUCGAGGGCCAUGGAGGGUGCGGCAACGUCCAGCCCGUCAUUCGCCAGCAAGCACUCACUUUGUGGGGAAGUGUCGAGAUUAAAGAUGAGGACGGGAUCAAGAACAAGGAGAAGAAGGUCAUUACGCCAGAAGCCGCGCUCAACAUCUUUCGACGCAUGUCCGACGAUGAGAUGAUCGAUAUCGGCCUUAACAUCUCCCAAGCCCGUCCCGAGUGGAUGAUCAUCACCGUCCUCCCCGUCCCGCCCCCUCCUGUCCGUCCUAGCAUCUCUAUGGACGGUACCGGAACUGGCCUGCGAAACGAAGAUGAUUUGACCUACAAGCUAGGUGAUAUCAUUCGCGCCAACGGAAACGUGCGGCAGGCUAUUUCUGAGGGUUCCCCGCAGCACAUCAUCACGGACUUCGAGAACCUUCUUCAAUACCACGUCGCCACCUACAUGGAUAACGAUAUCGCCGGCCAACCUCAGGCCUUGCAAAAGAGUGGUCGUCCUGUCAAGGCUAUUCGCGCUCGCUUGAAGGGCAAGGAGGGUCGACUUCGAGGUAACUUGAUGGGAAAGCGCGUGGACUUCUCGGCCCGUACUGUUAUCACCGGUGAUGCCAACAUUUCGUUGGACGAAGUUGGUGUGCCGCGCAGCAUUGCCCGGACGCUGACGUACCCUGAAACCGUCACGCCUUACAACAUCGCGAAACUCACCAAGUACGUUCAAAACGGGCCGAACGAGCACCCUGGCGCCAGAUUUGUCGUUCGCUCUGACGGCACUCGUCUUGAUCUUCGCCACUCUCGGCGGGCCACGGGUAUCCAGCUUGAAUAUGGCUGGAAGGUCGAGCGUCACCUGAUGGAUGGAGAUUUCAUCAUCUUCAACCGUCAACCUUCGCUCCACAAGGAGUCCAUGAUGGGUCACAGGGUUCGGGUCAUGCCAUAUUCCACGUUUCGACUGAACUUGUCCGUCACCUCGCCUUACAACGCCGAUUUUGAUGGCGACGAAAUGAAUUUGCAUGUUCCUCAAACGGAGGAGACUCGUGCUGAGGUGAAAGAACUUUGCAUGGUUCCCUUGAACAUCGUUUCGCCGCAGAGAAACGGCCCUCUGAUGGGUAUUGUCCAGGACACUUUGGCCGGUGUGUACAAGCUUUGUCGGCGUGACGUGUUCCUCACCAAGGAGGAGGUGAUGAACACCAUGCUCUGGGUUCCUGACUGGGAUGGUAUUAUCCCACUUCCGGCCAUCUUCAAGCCUCGCCCUCGGUGGACUGGCAAGCAGAUCAUCAGUAUGAUCAUCCCCAAGAUCAUCAACAUCCACAUGAACUCGGAACAACCAGAUAGGGACCAUCCGUUCAAGGACGACGGUCUUCUCAUCCAGCAGGGUGAGCUGGUGUUCGGGCUUCUGUUGAAGAAGAGCGUUGGCGCUUCUGGGGGCGGCAUUGUUCAUUUGUGCUACAAUGAACUUGGUCCUCAAGGCGCCAUGGAUUUCCUGAACGGCUGCCAGCGGGUGGUCAACUACUGGUUGUUGCAUAAUGGACACAGCAUCGGUAUCGGCGAUACGAUCCCCGACACAACCACCAUUGAAAUGGUCCAAAAACAUAUCAACGACGAGAAGGAGGAAGUCCGCCGGCUGACCCAGCAAGCUACCGACAACGAGCUUGAGCGUCUCCCCGGUAUGAGCAUCCGAGAGACCUUUGAAAAUAAGGUCUCAACUGCCCUUAACAAGGCUCGUGACAAGGCUGGUACUUCCACCGAGAAGAGUUUGAAGGAUUUGAACAAUGCGGCCACAAUGGCUCGUUCCGGGUCCAAGGGUUCCUCGAUCAACAUUUCUCAAAUGACUGCGUUGGUCGGUCAACAGAUUGUGGAAGGCAAGCGCAUCCCAUUCGGCUUCAAGUAUCGGACGCUCCCACAUUUCACCAAGGAUGAUUACUCUCCCGAGGCCCGUGGCUUCGUUGAGAACUCGUAUCUCCGUGGCCUGACGCCUUCGGAAUUCUUCUUCCACGCCAUGGCUGGUAGAGAGGGUUUGAUCGAUACUGCAGUCAAGACAGCUGAGACGGGUUAUAUCCAGCGACGACUUGUCAAGGCUCUCGAGGAUGCUGAAGCGCGCUACGACGGGACGGUGCGGAACUCCCUCGGCGACAUCAUUCAGUUUGUCUACGGUGAAGAUGGCUUGGAUGGUAUGGCCAUCGAGAGACAGCGGGUGGAUCACAUGAACAUUGCAACCACCAGCUUUGAUAAGCGAUUCCGCCUGGACGUCAUGGACGAGACGGCUUCCAGCACCGCCCUCGAAUCGUUAGAGUACGGAAGGGAAAUGGCCAGUGACCCCGCUGUGCAAGAGCUUUUGGAUCAGGAGUAUGAUCAGCUCGUCGCCGAUCGCAAGCUCGUGCGGGAAAUCCAGCGGCGCAAGCUGGCCGAGGAUAACAUGCAACUUCCUCUCAACAUCGCUCGUAUCAUCGAGACGGCAAAGAAGCUCUUCAAAGUCGACGACUCCCAUCGUAGCGACCUCACCCCUAGCGACGUGGUCCCCGCCGUUCAGGCGUUGCUUGACCGGAUGGUUAUCGUCCGUGGGCAAGAUUCAAUCUCGAAGGAGGCCGACUACAAUUCCACAAUCUUGUUCAAGAUCCAGCUGCGAUCACGACUGGCGUACAAGCGCCUGGCCGUCGAACAGAAGCUCACCAAACUAGCGUUCGAGCACGUGCUUGGCGAGUUGGAGAACCGGUGGUCCAGAUCAAUGGUGGCUCCUGGCGAAAUGGUUGGUGUGCUCGCCGCCCAGUCCAUUGGAGAACCAGCCACGCAGAUGACACUGAACACCUUCCAUUUUGCCGGUGUGUCGUCUAAGAACGUUACACUCGGUGUGCCUCGUCUCAAGGAAAUUCUGAACGUUGCGAAGGAUAUCAAAACGCCAUCCAUGGUUGUCUACCUCGACGCCAAGAACGCAACCCAAGAGGAUGCCAAGAGGAUGCGCAGUGCCGUUGAGCACACGACCCUCCGUUCCGUCACAGCCGUCACGGAGAUUUACUACGACCCAGAUGUCACAUUCACCACCAUUCCGGAGGAUUUCGACAUGGUUGAAUCCUACUUCUUGAUUCCGGACUCGUCUGACCAGGAUUCCAUCGAGAACCAAUCCCGCUGGCUCCUCAGAUUGACCCUUGACCGGCAGAAGAUGCUUGACAAAGGCCUCCGUGUGGAGGAUGUUGCGCAACGCAUCAAGGACGAGUAUAAGAAGGAUGUUGCUGUCAUUUUCAGUGACAAUAAUGCCGAGGAGAUGGUCAUCCGCAUCCGUGUCAUUCGUCAGGAAGAUGACAAAGAUGAUGACGGAAACAAGAUCAUUGAGGACGAUGUGAUGUUGAAGCGUUUAGAGACUCACCUCCUCGACAACUGCAUCUUGCGCGGUGUGCCCGGCAUUGAGCGUGCCUUCUUGAACAAGGGAGUGAAGCUGGUGGAACGGGCCGAUGGUUCUCAGGUGGCCAACAAGGACACGCCAGAAUGCAUGGAGUGGUAUUUGGACACCCAAGGCACAUCUUUGAGAGAUGUUUUGACAAUUGACGGCGUCGACACCAAGCGGACUUACACCAACGACUUGUACCAGAUCGUUGAUGUGCUUGGCAUCGAGGCAGCCCGGUCGGCUCUGAUGCAGGAGUUGACUCAGGUGCUCGCGUUUGGUGGUUCGUACGUCAACCACCGUCACUUGGCAUUGCUUGUGGAUGUCAUGACCUACCGCGGUAGUAUUGCUGCCGUCACGCGUCAUGGUAUCAACCGUGCCGACACCGGUGCUCUGAUGCGCUGUUCCUUCGAAGAGACGGUUGAGAUUCUGUUGGAGGCUGCUGCCGUCGGUGAACUCGACGACUGCCAGGGUAUCUCGGAGAACGUCAUGCUAGGCCAGAUGGCUCCUAUGGGCACCGGCCAUUUUGAUGUCCUUCUCGACCCUAAGAUGCUCGAGACGGUUAUCUCAGACAAUUCUCGCAUGGGUCUCAUGCCAGGCAUGACGAUCAAAGGCACCCAACUCGAGGGUGCUGCCACACCUUACGACACUGGUUCGCCGAUGGCAGACAGUGGGUUCCUUGGCAGCUUCUCGCCAACUAUGGGCAACUUCUCGCCCAUCCAGGGUGCGGGCUCGGACAGCCCCAGUGGUUUUGGGACGGAGUACGGCGGAGGUUUUGGCAGCAACGUGGGUGCUUAUGCGACAAGCCCGCGUGCCACCAGCCCCUUCUCCACAUCCCCGACGUCGCCUUUUGGCUACUCGCCGUCAGCUCCGGCUGGGUACUCUCCCACCUCGCCUCUCCUCGACGCCGGUGGUCGUUAUGCUUCCAGCCCACAGUUCAGCCCGUCUUCCCCAUCCUUCUCGCCGACCUCGCCCAUGCUGCGGCCCGGUAGUCCGACAAGCCCUAACUAUAGCCCCACGUCACCAAGCUAUUCGCCGGCUUCACCCGCCGCGACCAGACACUACUCUCCGACUUCGCCGCAGCAGUUCAACUCCCCCACGUCACCCUCUUACUCCCCCACCAGCCCGAGCUACAGCCCUGCCUCGCCGAACUUCCAAUCUACCUCCCCCUCGUACUCGCCGGCUUCUCCGACUUGGUCACCCACCUCACCGGACGCCUACUCACCGACCAGCCCGUCGUUCCAUCGGUCUCCUGGACAGCAGAUGUCGCCGACUAGCCCGGGCUACUCGCCGACGUCGCCUUCAUUCUCUCCGCGGACCCCAGCCCGCGGUCCUUCUGGAGGAAACGGUGACCAAUACUCACCCACCUCCCCGACGAAUGAUUGA
Molecule: messenger RNA, 5265 nt
Organism: Dichotomopilus funicola
Lineage: Eukaryota; Fungi; Ascomycota; Sordariomycetes; Sordariales; Chaetomiaceae
Product: DNA-directed RNA polymerase II subunit RPB1
Exons: 3
Coding region: 1-5265 (1754 amino acids)
Biological process (GO): transcription by RNA polymerase II
Cellular component (GO): RNA polymerase II, core complex
Molecular function (GO): DNA binding
Source: RefSeq, a predicted model, not a curated record